CACACACUCACACUCACACACACACACACACACUCACACACACACACACUCACACACACACACACUCACACACACACACACUCAUCUCGCCGCGGCGGAGCCAGACGCACAUGGGAUCGUGUCCCUGCGUAACGAGCCGCGGAUCGUCAGCCCGGGCACGAGCAGACACACACACACACACACACAUUUCUGAGGCGAUCUUCCUCCUCCUCCUCCUCCUCCCGGGAGCUUCGCGGAGACGCGGCGUGUUCUCUGUGAGUGUUCUGUGUGACAGUGAUCCUCCUCCUCUUCCUCCUCCUCCUCCUCCGCCGCCGCCGCCGCCGCGCAGCAACUGCGUCCUGACGCGGAGCGACACGGUCGGACUGGUUCGGUUUGGCUCGGGGCUUGUGUGUGUGUGUGUGUGUGUGUGUGUGUGAGGGGGGAACACACGCGUAACAGACUCCCCCCGUCCCGUCGCCCUCCACCACUACAACCACCACCUUUUAUUUCCUGUGCAGCUUCUUUUUUUCUUCUUCUUCUUCUUCUUCUUCUUUUUUGGAGGCGCUUGCGAUUCGCUCCGUGCAGCCGCACCACCGGGACCGGGACCGCGACCGGGACCGGGACCGAGCCGCCUCCGCUCCGAGGAGGAUGAGAGAAAACUAGGUGGUUUUUCUUCUUGCGAUCGACGCUUCGAGCUCGUUUCUCUGGAUUUAUUUCUCGCGGUGGAGGAGAAGAGAACCAGGAGCGGAGCGGCGCGUAAAGAUAAACCCACCUCCCCGAGGUCUUCCUCCCCUCCUCUCCUCUUCCUCUUCUAUCCAUCUCUCUCUCUCUCUCUCUCUCUCUCUCUCUCUCUCUCUGCGUUUGUUUCCAUGUUGUUUUAGGUCCGUGUGCGAUUUUGCAAAUAAAAUAAAACAUGCAUCAUCAGCAGCGGAUGGCAGCUUUGGGAACAGACAAGGAACUGAGCGACUUACUGGAUUUCAGCGCGAUGCGAAACAGCGAUUUGAAAAUGUUCCCAACAUCCAUGAUGUUUUCCCCUCCUGUUAGCAGUGGAAAGAACGGCCCGACCUCCCUGGGGAGUGGACAUUUCUCCGGCUCAAAUAUGGAGGAGAGGACGAGUGCAGGAUCAUGGGCGAGUGGAAGUCGUUCUUCCAAGAGUUACGCUGAUGGGUCUCAGUACAUGGCCUCACACGACAGCCUCUCGCCUCCGUACGCCAACUCCAGGCUAACAGGUAAAACGGAGCGGAGUUCGUACUCGUACGGCAGAGAGGCCAACCCGCACUGCCACCAGUCGGUCCUGGGCGGCGAGUUGGGUCUGGGGAGUCCGGGCGCGGCGUCGCCCACCAAGCCCGCCGGUCAGUACUACCAGCACUACGGCUCCGCCAACCCGCGGAGGAGAACACUGCCUAUGGACACCAUGGAAAUUCACCCCAAAAAAGUGCGGAAGGUCCCUCCUGGCUUGCCGUCCUCAGUGUACGCUCCGUCUGCCAGUACAGCCGACUACAACAGGGACUCACCGGGUUACCCCUCCUCCAAACCUCCCAGCGCCGGGUUCCCCAGCUCCUUCUUCAUGCCAGAUGGCCACAGCGGUGACCCCUGGAGCAGCAGCAGUAGCAGUAUGACCCAGCAGGGCUACCACAGCAGCAUGCUGGGGGGCGGGAACUCAGGCCACGGCCCCGCCCAGAGCUCCUCCUACUGCGGGAUCCACCCUCACGACAGACUGAGUUACCCCUCGCACUCGUCUGCAGACAUCAGCUCCAGCCUUCCUCCCAUGUCCAGCUUCCACCGGGGGGCGGGUGGAGGAGGAGGAGGAGGGGGAGGCAGCGGGGGCGGGGCCAAUCACUACAGCACCGCCUCUUGCACCGCGUCCACCAACGGCACAGAAAGCAUCAUGGCUAACCGAUCACAGAGCGCAGCAGCCAGCAGCUCCCAGACAGGAGACGCCUUAGGGAAAGCACUCGCAUCAAUUUACUCUCCAGACCACACGAACAACAGCUUCUCGUCCAACCCCUCCACCCCAGUGGGCUCCCCACCCUCCCUCACAGCCGCCAGUUCCGCUGUUUGGUCGAGGAACGGUGGACAGGGAGCGUCAUCGCCGAACUACGAGGCUCCGCUGCACUCUCUGCAAAGUCGUAUCGAGGAUCGUCUGGAGCGCUUGGACGACGCCAUCCAUGUGCUGCGGAGCCACGCGGUGGGGCCGUCCACGGGCAUGGCCGGCGGCCACGGUGACAUGCACAACCUCGUCGGCGCCGCGCACUCGCACAACGGGGCCAUGGGCGCGCUGGGCAGCGGCUACGGGUCCGGACUGCUGUCGGCCAACAGACACGCCCUCAUGGUGGCCUCUCACAGAGAAGACGGCAGUGGCGGCUUGCGUGGCGGACACUCGAUGGCGGGUCAGGGGCCGGGGCCUCAGCUGCCCGUUCAGUCGGCCACCUCGCCGGACCUCAACCAGCCCGACCCCUACCGCGGGGAGUCGCCACGGCCCCCCAACCCUUGCAAUUCAUGGGGCGAUGCCAGGAAGAGCAUUCUGCAAGCUCUGUCCGGAGGCCUCCAGGGCCAGAGCGCCUCCUCCGUCAGCUCAGAGAUCAAGUCGGAGGACGAGGGCGACGAGAACCUCCUGCAGGACUCCAAGAACCUGGACAGCAAGAAGGAGGACAUCGACUCCAAGGAUCUCAAGUCUGUUGAGAGCAACCCCGACGACGAGGACCUGUCCCCGGAGCAGAAGAUGGAGCGGGAGCGGGAGCGGCGGAUGGCCAACAACGCGCGGGAGCGCCUGCGCGUCCGCGACAUCAACGAGGCGUUCAAGGAGCUGGGCCGGAUGGUGCAGCUGCACCUGAAGAGCGACAAGCCUCAGACCAAGUUACUGAUCCUGCACCAGGCCGUCGCCGUCAUCCUCAGUCUGGAGCAGCAAGUCCGAGAGCGGAACCUGAACCCCAAGGCCGCCUGCCUGAAGCGCCGCGAGGAGGAGAAGGUGUCGUCGGACGGGACCCCGCUCUCGCUGGCCGCCGCGCACCACGCCGCCGCCGCCGUCAUGGGCGAAGGGUCGAACGCCUUGGGACAAAUGUAAAAACGCAGCAACAUCUCCUCCUCAUCCCCCCGUGAAUGGUCGAAGGUGCCCGAGUUCAUCAAGAUGAUGAGCGACCACUUCCUCUGACGCCGUUUCCAUGACAACCCAGCACUCAAUCAAACCCGUCGUUUCUUCGGCCCGACCGGUCAGAUCGGCCUCUUCCUCUCCUCCCGUCUGUCGUCUCCGAUGAUCCUCCUCUUCGCCCUCUUUGUCUCCUCGUCCUCUUCCUCCUCCUCCUCUGUCGAGAACACAAACUGCAACAGAGUCACAUUCGUCGCCGUUGUCACUUUGCAUCUGCAGCCGAAGUGAAACUGGAUGCUACGUUGGUGGAGACGUUUAAAAAAAAAAAAAAAACGGCCGCCGUCACACGGCUGCUAUGAAGUGGCAGCUCGUCGGAGCAAAUGGACAAAAGUCUUUGGAAUCACAUCACCCGAGAAAUUCCUCUUGUACUUCUUGUUUUAUCAGCAUUCCCAGUUUUAAAGAACAAAAGGGUUCUAUAUAUAUAAAUAUAUAUAUAUAGUAUAUAUAUAUAUAUUAGAAAAGGAAAACAAAUGAUGAAAACCUUGUGAGGAGGCGAGGGUUGCUCAGCUCAGAGUGGAACAAAACAUAUCACAAAGUGUUUCAAGAGAUUUUUUUAAAAAGCAACAACAUUGCGCAGCUGCGGUCGGUCGGUCGGCGGGCGGCGGCCUCCCUCGGCGCCGCGUCUCUGACUGAACGGCAAUCUGACGCCGCACUGUGGAUGAAGCUGUGCCUGAUCUCCGCUUGGAUGCAAACCAGUCUGAUAGAUACACACACACAGAGAAGCAAAGCAACCUGAACAAAAGAACAGUCAAAUUUCCAGAAGUAUUCCAGAAGCAGACUGACCACUCAUACCCCCCCUCCCCCUCCCCACCUGUAAACCACCGACUUCAAGUACAAACUAAAAGGAAGAAGAGAUUUGGAAGCAAAAUGUUGCGAUUGUUGUUGAGAAAAAAAUUGAGUUCACAAAUGCUUUUUGACUAUCAUAGAUACCUAGAGAAAAAACCUGGGGCUAAACAACGGGGGCAACUUGUUCCCUUCUAAAGCAUUCCCUCCGAAACUUUGGUAUUGUAAAGUGUAAAACAAAUAUGAACAUUUAUGUUUAUGGUAUUUUUACGUGUUUCAUGCCAAUCGCCACAUCGACUUUUGUCAGACGUCAAAAAAUAUGACUUUAAAUUUUCCUUCAUCAAAAACCCCUCGAGAGUUGUUGCACCUGAAUGGCUCGUGUGUAUCGACUGGGAUGAAGAGAAUCAAUCACUGAACCAAUUAAUUCAUCAAUCAACCAGUGAAAGACUCUUUUGGGGUGUUUAAAUUUAAAAAGGGGGAAAGAAAGGGAGUGAGGAUCAUGCAGUAAUGCUAAAGUGUACUUUUUAAAUGCGGCAGAAAGACAAUGCUUUCCUUGACAUCUUCAUCUGAGGUUAUUGUUGAAGGUUCCUUCUCGACAAAGGUCUUGAAAACAUCCAGAGUCAGAUGUUUGGUGUUCCAACUGAAAUCAAAGGAUCGCUAGGUAGGUGGUUGUGAGGAUGGACAGAUGACAGAAGAGACCGAUAGACGGAUGGAUGAGAGGGACGAGGACUGAGCACUGAAGAGAUUUCUAUUCCACGUUUAGCACAUUCCCUGAAUCGCAUCUACUUGAAUCAAGUGCUGCCGAUGUCCCGAAGGCCUCAGACCACAGGAGGUGGGGUUGUCGUGGAGGGGGGGGGGGGGGUUAGAGAAUCCGAAGGUCCAAACGGUGAUGAAACUGCAGGGGACGCAAGGGAACAAUCAUGGGGGUGAGGGGGGUGUAUCAUUUUUUGGGGGGGGCCAAGCAGCAAAUCAAAACAUUCCGUUAUUGGAUUCGUAAGAUUUCAUCAUUUCCUGGUUUAGUGUCUUUCCAAUCAUAUUCCUAAACCUCGAACCCCAUCUUCACCCUCGUACCCCGCCCCAAGAACCAACCGUGGGGGGCUGUAGGACGAGUCUUCGUCGUUGUGUCUCUUGCUACGUCUAUUUUAGCUUCAAGUCCUUGGAGUAGAAACUUCCUGGUACGAUCCAUUCCACUGUAGACUCUCAGAUCUGAUCCUGCAGUUCCAUCUGAUUCCUGUUCGAUAUGAGGAGUGAUUUUGGAUUGGUUGGUACAGCACAACCUCUCGGGAUUUGGAAGGAAGAUGCGUGAGAAGGUUGUAGUUUUAGGUUUUAGGCAGCUGGACUUGAGGCAAAGAACGACUGGUGUUUCUGUCUAGGGCCAAAUGUGGGUAGAGUCUGGCUCAUUCGCGAGGACUCGAGGUAUCAGGACAGAUUUGUCCGUAACACCAGCGACAGUUCGCAGCCGUUUAGCUGCUGUGGGCCGAAGUGGGACCGGUCCAGAGGCCUAGCAAGAAAGGGUUGCCUCUUGUUCUUUGACCAGCUUUCUUAGGAAGCUCUACUCAUACAACAGGAUUUCUGAGUGAUACGAUUUUGGGGUUGGCCGUGACAGAAGUCCUGACCACCACCAGGUGGAAGCAGGAACAGAUUUAUCAACUCUAGAUUGAUUGAGAAGGAAACGUUACGGCUUGUUGGACUAUCUGCAAGAUCCUCUGUCUGAACGCCCCCGUCUCACCCUCACCCCCUCAGUCCAGACCUGUGUUCGAUCCCCAGUCCAAGUGCUGUCUUCACUGCUGAGCCGAGCCUUAUGAGCCCAGAACCAGAGUCCCAGCCACUCCCCCCGGUCUCCUUGCCCCCCCCCCCCCCCUCCACCCCCCAGGCGGUCCCACAGAUGCAAUUUGAACAUUCACUUCUACCAAUGUGCCUUUUUAGAGUUCAUAUCAUUGGAGUUACCAGAGGAGGACAUUUUACCUGGUCUUUUAAUAGGAUGCAAGCUUAGGGAAACCUGUUCUUAGUCGUUAGGUUCUAUGCAGUCAGGUUUUUUACCAGACCUGGGAAUUUAAAAAAAGCUUAAAAAAGGAGAAAAAAAGUAUUUUUUGGAUAAAAACAAAAACGAAACUGUAUUUAAUGUACUGUACACUUAUAUGUAAGUAGACGGCGUGUUCUGGCUUCAAGCCCAAUGGGACAGACGCUUGAUUUAGCAAGACGAGCCCCCCGUCGCGGUCCUCGCCCCCCCCCCCCCACCCCUCAGUCCUCCAUAACCCCCUAACCUCACCUCCCAAGCCCCGUCCCUGUUUCCAUGGUGAACAACGCGUCUCUUCUUGUAUUAUAGCUUAUCAGCUUUUUAUCAAUAUUGAUCGGCUUGUCCGUGAGCCAAUGUAGUCUUCAGUACAAAGUGUGUGGUUGUAUGUUGUAAAACAGAUUUUCUUUUUGUUUCUCGCUCUCUCUCUCUGUUUUUUAAGAAGAAUCUUUUUCUCUUAUUACUUUUUCUUUGUCUGUUCUGGUUUUACCUGUCUAUUACAGAAAAUGUAAAAAAACAAAAAAACAAAAACAAAAAAAAAAACAGUACAAUUCUCUACCCGGCAGCGUUGUUCUCUGUCGGUGGUCAUUUUCGAUGCGGUUAAAAAUCCGACCCAAUCAACAGGAAAGGCACGGAAACUGGAAAAGAAUCUAUUUGAAUAAAUCAAUCUAUAUAUAAAUGUACAAAAAAAUAUAUACAAUAUAUGAGGAGGGUGCCGUUUUCUGUCAUUCUUUGUGUUUUGCUCGGGGGGGAGGAAGUAUUUUCUCAAAGACUGAACCGGCGGAAGUUGGCGAGAAAAAUUUUCGACUGACUUUGUUGUGUUCUCCGUUGUUGCCAUGACAACAUCCUCUUGACUAGUACGGCACCCUGCGCAGGACAAAAUUGGAGUGGCGCUCCAACAGCUCCAUCCACCGCUAUGUAUCCACGGCAACGACACACACACGAGACGUUUGUAAAUUGUAUGCAACAAAAUGGCGAACCUUUACCAUUAUUUUGAAAUUGUGUAUGUAAAAGUUAUAUUUUUACAUGUAGACUGUUGUUACUUUGUGUUUUAGAAAUAUGUUGUAUCAGUUUUUUUGUUAAAAGAUGAAAAAGUAAAAAAUUCAGUGUGUGUUGAAAAAAAUGUGUCACAUUGAAAAUGUAGUGAGGUCAAAGUUCCAAAUCUUUUUUCUUUCUUUUUUUUUUACAUUUGUUUAUAUCUGUGGGGAACAUUUUUGAGGGGUUUUGAGGGAGGACUCAUGAAUCAUAAAAGAUAUAUGAUAUUUGUUUAAUUCUCCAUGCCUCAUGACAUUACCGUUUUCAAUUGUAUUCUUUGCAGAGAACUGUGUAAAUACUCAUAAAACAUUUUCUGUGGGGUGAGGGCGAUGAUGACGUUGAAGCUGAUGAUGAACUUGUUUUGAGUUUUAGUGAGUGGGUUGUAUUCGUCCGGUUACAGUAGCCAGGUGCCAACUUUUAGUUUGGGUCAGUGGUGCUCAGUACUGUACGUGGUUUUGGUUUUGCCGACCAUCUGAGGUGUGAGUCAAAUUAAUUAUCUCACCAAGAACCAAGCGUGUCAGAGCGGACACGAGACAAUUGUCGGGGCCAUGUGAAAGAUUUCAUUUGAUUUAAUAAAUGAAUUUACGAGGGGAAAAAAAUAUUUUAAACCUAAAAGAAAUGUAAAAACAGAAGAUUAAAUAUUAAUGAGAAAUGCAGGAUGCCAGAACUUCAAAACACACUACAUUAACGUUUAACCGCUUAAAUUAUGAAAACUGAACCGAGGCAUCCUAAGAUCGCACACAUAUCAAUUCACUCUGUCGCCCCCCGGUGGCAGUUCUGACUCAUGUUGCAUUUAUUUUUCCCUCAAAAAUAAAAUGUCUUUGUAAAUGUUGAUUAAACGAAAGACCCUCGACACCGAAUCCAAGAUUAAUAUAUGAACAUUUUGUAGAAGAUUGGAGCGUUGCUAAUAUAAAACGGCAGGUCGUCAGCAAACAAUCAGCUAUUUCCCCAAAAAAAAGAUAUCAGACGGUUUCAGUCAUUUCUUUUCAGUGUUUGCCAAUAAAUACAAAUUGAAGCUUUUUGUCAAAAGGAAGAGCUGCUUUGAAUCGGACCUGGGUCAAACACGAGGAUUGAAUCUGUCAGUGUUAAGUGCUAAAUGUAUUUUUUAAGUAAUGUUAUUUUUAUGAUGCUUCAUUUCAUACUUUCUCUUUGUUGUAUAAUCAAAGUCAUCUCCCGAAUUACAGUAUCUCCAUUUUAUGUUAUACCCCUGAUGUUUCUAUUAGCCAAAAUGUUAACUUUUCAUUUUCCUUUCCUUUUCCCUCCUUGUUGUACAUACACACCUCAUUUCUCUUUUUAAGUGACUGUGCCAUGAGCUUUGUAAUCUGUUACUCUGUACCAGUUUUACUGCAAUAAUGAGUUGAAUUCAAAA
Molecule: messenger RNA, 8325 nt
Organism: Scophthalmus maximus (turbot)
Lineage: Eukaryota; Metazoa; Chordata; Actinopteri; Pleuronectiformes; Scophthalmidae
Product: transcription factor 4-like
Exons: 20
Coding region: 893-3043 (716 amino acids)
Biological process (GO): regulation of transcription by RNA polymerase II
Cellular component (GO): transcription regulator complex
Molecular function (GO): protein dimerization activity; RNA polymerase II cis-regulatory region sequence-specific DNA binding; DNA-binding transcription factor activity, RNA polymerase II-specific
Source: RefSeq, a predicted model, not a curated record